Messenger RNA from Acanthochromis polyacanthus (spiny chromis), 1145 nucleotides. It is a transcript of the gene drc9, whose product is annotated as IQ motif containing G. Gene Ontology annotation, biological process: cilium organization. Gene Ontology annotation, molecular function: protein binding. NCBI's taxonomy places the organism in Eukaryota, Metazoa, Chordata, Actinopteri, Pomacentridae. Bases 123 to 1061 code for a protein of 312 amino acids. The record is from RefSeq and is a predicted model, not a curated record. The transcript is spliced from 10 exons. Gene Ontology annotation, cellular component: cytoplasm; motile cilium.
CCUGUUACCAUAGUAACACGUAAACUUUGCGGUUAACAGCGUUAGUAAGUUAAAGUGAUUUCUCUACAGGAUAAACUGUUACUAACCCACACUGAGAGUUGGAGUAACAGGGGAAAUUUAAAAUGUCUUUAUCCAGGACUCAGAGCCUCAGAAUGACCGCUGCACUAGAGGACUGUUCAACCAAGAUGGACAUAGUGAGACAUUUACUGACGGUGCAGAUCAGCGGGGAGCCAGCUGCACAGGAGAAGGUCAGGCUGGCCAAGCUGACAGGAGACUGUCAGUACAUCUCACUACAGAUGUCCACGCUGUGUUUGGAGCUGAGGGAGAAGCAGAGUUUUAUCUCUCUGCUGCAGGUUGUGGAGGAAGAAGAGCAGAAGCAGAAGGCUGACGUCAAGACAAGAGAGGCAAAGAUAGAACUGAAGUAUAGAGAGCAAGCCCUACAGAUGCAAAUGGAGGCGUUCCAAAUAAAAACUGACAAACUGAAGGACAUGGAGCGCCUUUGCAGAGACAUGGAGAAACAGCACAAAGAGCAGUUAUCGAAGAUUGCCAACAAAAAGAAGACUGAGGAGAGAAGUGCUGAGCUGCAGCUCCAGCUGAGACAGAAAGAGACGUGUCAUGCAGAGAAACUGCUGGAGGACCGGCUGGAGCUGCUGCAGAAACAGUUGAAGGAGGAGAUUAUGUUACACCAGAAAUCUGAGAAGUUCCUGCAAAAUCAGCACGAGGAGCUGAAGCAGCUGUUGGACAAGUGGGAGCAGCGCACAAAGCAGAUGCUGCAGGAGAAGGAGAGGCAGCUCAACACUGUGUGCUGCAAGAAAACGCUGAACUUUGACAAACUAAUGGAGAGGAAGAGGCAGCUCAAGGAGAUGGAGCAGGUGGUGAUGGAGGACAGGGAGGAGCAGAAGAAACUGCUCCAAAAGCAGAAGGAGGUCAGAGCUGCUACCAAGCUGCAGGCCUGGUGGAGAGGCUGGAUGGUCCGCCGAGGUCUCGGCAGUUUUAAAAAAGCAGAGGAAAACAAGAAAGGCACAGCGAAGAAGGAAGGAAAGAAGAAAAAGAAGAAGUGACUUUUCACUGCAGUACUGCUUCCUGAUAGUGGCAACAUGUACAGAAUUUAAUUACAACAAUAAACACUAAUGAUACAAGUGAAA